Molecule: messenger RNA, 1299 nt
Organism: Suillus paluster
Lineage: Eukaryota; Fungi; Basidiomycota; Agaricomycetes; Boletales; Suillaceae
Exons: 5
Coding region: 1-1299 (432 amino acids)
Source: RefSeq, a predicted model, not a curated record
AUGAUAUCGCUCGAUACUAAAGAUCAGAACCAAACCCAAGUUCCCGCAACUUCCACCCUCCCAGACGAGAAGGGCAAGGGAAAGGAAGUCGAUUUUUCUGUGGUCUCCGACACUGAAGAAUGGGGAGAUAUGUGGGCCGAGUGCAACGCUCUAGGAACAUUUCAAUGUGACAUGGUGAAUGUACCAGCCGGAAAUGUCGGUACUACUAGCAUAAUCCCAACCGCUGCUGCCUCCCUCGAGUCGUCUCUCAUGGCCCCUUAUCCCCCUCCACCUUCUCUCCCCAACGACCCCUCGUGGCCCCAGAUCCAUAACUUUCGCGAUCUGUCUCUCAUUCCCACAUACCCCUCUCCACCUUCUCUCGUCAGUGACCCCGCAUGGCCCCAGAAUCUCCGCAAUCUCCAUGAAUAUUCCCCUCGCCUCGCCUCGCAAUACGAGCUUACACAAAUCGAGGUUGACAAUCAGCCGCCCGAAGACAUUCUUGGACAGUUCCAGCCAGACAUGGAAUACGAAGGUUUUCCCCUCAUAGAAGAGUUUUCAGGCCCGACGAUUAUUUACGAUCAAUUUAUGGUCUGCCCAUACACAGCCAUGCAAGGGGCGGAAAACCCAACGCACCGUGCACCUUCCGCCAUCCCAGACCCGAAGGCCAAGGCCAAAGCACUCGAUUCAUUUACUACCUCCGACUCUGAAGAACCCAGAGAUAAUAAAUGGGCCGAGUACCCUUUCCCAUGCGAAAUGUCCCAGAUCCACAACUUUCGCAAUCUGCCCCUCAUUCCCACAUAUCCCUCCCCACCUUCUCUCGUCAAUGACCCCACAUGGCCCCAGAAUCUCCGCAACAUCCAUGAAUAUCCCCCUCACCUCGCCUCGCAACACAAGCUUACACAAAUCGAGGUUGACGAUCAGCUGCCUGAAGACAUCCUUGCACAGUUCCAGCCAGACAUGGAAUACGAAGAAGGGUUUCCCCUCGUGGAACAGUUUUCGGGCCCAACAAUUAUACAGGCACUCAGCGACAGCGCCGAUCUUGCGUUUGGCUUGUUGUACCUGCCACUCAAUAUCACAAAGGUCAGCGCUGUCGCCGACGACAGUAACUACGAAUAUGAAGAGGAGGGGCAAGACGAGGAUGAUGACUGUUGGGGGUGCGGGGGCGGGGGCGGGGGCGGGGACGAGAGUGAGGAGGAGGAGCCAUCUGUGUAUGAGUCUUGGAAUGGCCCUCGUGGUGAAGAGACGGAGGGACGGUGGUGGCGAAGAGCUUACGCGAGGGAGAAGAGAGCUCUGGCGAAGCAGAAACCCUCGUGGGCUUGA